Penicillium angulare is the source of this 1182-nucleotide messenger RNA. RefSeq lists its product as uncharacterized. Bases 1 to 1182 code for a protein of 393 amino acids. Lineage: Eukaryota; Fungi; Ascomycota; Eurotiomycetes; Eurotiales; Aspergillaceae. The transcript has a single exon. Gene Ontology annotation, cellular component: nucleus. Gene Ontology annotation, biological process: positive regulation of transcription by RNA polymerase II. Gene Ontology annotation, molecular function: DNA-binding transcription factor activity; transcription cis-regulatory region binding. The record is from RefSeq and is a predicted model, not a curated record.
AUGAGGCUGGUUGCAUGCAAUGUGCCAGCGUUGGACGGGCCGGAUAACCCGUACCGUCAUUUAUCUUUCGCAGCUCUGUCCUCACCUAUAUUGCUUGAGACAAUUGUAUGCAUAGCCACUGAGCAUAUGCUUAACUUUGGCAUGGGAAGUGUCUCCCUUGCCGCCCAACGCCAGCAGCGAAUGCUUCGCACAUUAGGCCAAAAUCUUCAGCUGAUAGGCCGUCCAAAUACGACUGAAACAAGAAGCAUCGCGCCGAGGAACAUAACACACUCGGAUCAAGAAGCCUUGCUCACAGCAGUUGUGUUACAGGGAGUUGUUGUUGCCCAGUCGAAGGAUGGUGUUUUAGAGCCUCAUGUGCGAUGUGCGUCGUUUCUCAUGGAGACAUUGGACUACUUCCGACACAUACCGUUCACUGAUAUUAUGCGGAUGACCGUGCAGCGAUAUGCUAUGGUUGAUCUUAUGCUAGCUUUCUCCAGACAACGACGUCCUUAUGCGCCACGGAACUUCUUGCUACAUCAUCCCGACUCCGAAAAAUGGGAUCAUUCAGAGCCGUCUUUCCAUAAAAUGACUGGCUGCCCCCAGCCAUUAAUGUGCUUCUUGGUGCGGAUCGCACAUCUUGCCUGCGACGUGGAAAAAUGUAUAGAUGAGAACAGUUCAAUAGAUAGCCAGUUAAGCGAUGCGUAUCAACUGGAAAGUGAACUCCGUGCGUGGGGAUCACACUACCCAGCGGUUCUUCCAGACGACUGCACACGCCCACCCUUGGACAUUUUGACGGAGUGUUUCUACUGGACCUCUCACCUUUUACUUGCACGUCGCGUCUUCCGUGAUCCAACCUGUUCUCCACGUGUUCAGCAUUUAGCACAUACUUGCUUUGGACUGAUGGAUCAGUUAUCAACGGGAUGCGGCCCUGAUUCAUCUCUUCCGCAGCCCUUUUACCUCGCUGCGCGGGAGGCAGUCACCCACAAAGAUCGGGAAUGGGCCCGAAACAAGCACGAGUCUAUGACGGCGUAUUAUCGAGAACAACAAAGGAAUAUGGCGAUGCACUUGACGGAGCAAGUAUGGGAAAUUACGGAUCGGGCUAAGAACAUUAGUCUGGCUGGGUUGCAUACGGACUUGGCUGUUUCGCAUGCAGACGAGCAGAUCAAGAUGCUCGAUGAGCAGUCUUGUCUCUUCAUUUUUUGA